This is a messenger RNA of Pelagomonas calceolata, 3430 nucleotides long. The record is from the annotation of a GenBank genome assembly. NCBI's taxonomy places the organism in Eukaryota, Pelagophyceae, Pelagomonadales, Pelagomonadaceae.
CUUAGGUGCUCACUGCCGCGUCGCCACGCGUCGCAAGGGGCUGGAUAGCUCUGGGCCUGUCUUCGCGCGUUCCGCACGUCUCGCACGCGUCCAAAACUGGCGCACGGCACCUAGAUCGCGUUGCCAAAAAAGCUGGCUCCCUCCAGCUCUGAAGGCAGAGAUACACGCCGGCCGCUAGACGCCCGCGGACGACAAACGAGACUCGCAGCGCUCAAAUCCACGAUAAAUAACGACGAAUGCGGGCCGCAGUAGCACCGCUGCGGCGCCUCGCGGCCAGACACCACCGCUGCCAAAGCACUGUGGUCGAGCAAGCGCGCGCCCUGCUGCGCGGCGUCGAGGAUCCCUUGCUCGGCCGCGACGUCAUUACUACGGAUUGCGUGUCCAUAGACCAGCGAGACAACAACUUGCGCGUGACGUUGGACGUGCGGACGGCCGCGCACCCACAUGCGCAUAAAAUAGCGGAACGGUGUCGCGACGCGCUCGAACACUUGCGAGGCGUCGAGGAGAUCACCAUCUCAUUACAAGCGAACGGCUUCGGGCGGUCUAUCGGAAGGCCCGCGGGCCUCGCUUCAGUAAGGUCCGCGGUCGCCGUCGCUUCUUGCAAGGGCGGCGUCGGCAAGUCGACAAUUUGUACCCAGACUGCAUUUGCUCUAGCAUCGAAGGGUGCGCGCGUGGGUGUCGUGGACGCGGACGUGCACGGGCCCUCGAUCCCGACGCAACUGAACCUCGAAGGCGCAACCAUGGAGCCGUCGCCGGCCGGCGGUCGCUUGGUGUUGCCCGUCGAGCACAACGGUGUGAGGUUUGCGUCGUUCGGGUUCAAGCGGCCCCAUUCUUCAACUGAUGAAGGCGUAAUAGCGAUGCGGGGCCCCGUCGCCGGCGCCGCGGCGCGGAGACUGCUCAAUGCGACGGACUGGGGCGAGCUCGACUAUUUACUUGUUGAUUUACCGCCGGGUAUUGGGGACGUGACGUUGGCCGUCGCGGCGGAGAUCGCGAUUGAUGGUGCUAUCGUGAUAACGACGCCGUCGAAGCUCGCGCAGGCCGACGUGGUGAAGGGUUUAGCUUUACACAGAGAGCUGGGCAUCCCCACGCUGGCCGUGGUCGAGAACUUCGCUUCCGUAUCUUGUCCCGAAUGUGGAACUAGUCAUCGCCCGUUGGGUGUUGGCCACGCGGCCGAGCUCGCGGCCUUGUCGGCGUCGGCCGACGAGGACCUGCCGGGCGUCUUUAUCUUACCCAUGGACGCUGCUUUAGCGGACGCGAACGAGCGCGGUCUAGUGGGUGAAGCGCCGCCGCACGCGUCCAUCGACGCGCUGGCGUCUUCCAUCAUACGAAAGGUCUACGCCUACCAGCACGCGAUGGUGAAUCGCCAGCUCGAUGUCUUGUAUGAUAAGAACGUGCAGCGCGUCGUCCUACGGCGGUUCACGGAGCAGGGGGCCGCGGAGACAUUUCUUAAACCGCAGGACGUCGUCGCGGCCCGGCGGACCGGCGACGUGCCCGCCGACCUGUCGCCGACGCGCGUGGCCCUCGUGGGCAACAAGAGCGUGGUCUUCGACUGGUCGGACCGCGUCCGCGACGACGUGUACGCCGUCGACGAUCUGUUGGCGUUGGCCGAGCGGCUUUCUUCACCGGGCCCUGGGCGAGCGGUUCGGGGGAAUGAUUGAUGUCUAAAAUGUUGUAUUUAUUUCGUGCGACCCCAGGGGCCCCUUCUAGUAGUCUAAGUCGGCGUCUUGUGCGUCAUUGGCAUUGUGUGUGUACAUAUAGACACCCGCAUUCCAGCAAUUGCGCAAACCGUCGUGGCUUGAGCUCAAGUAAUCAGUCCCAUCAUCCCCGGGCCUGGCUACGGCACCGUUUCUGAGACUGCAUCUCCACUGCUCGAGACGCACCAAUAACGUGGGGAAACGGUUGGGAUGACUCCCGCUCUUAAACAACUUUUCCAAGAUAACAGUAUCACCCCGGACAUCAAUAAUUUUGUGCCAUUGAUCCAUCCCCACUCGGACUCGGGCCGCUCGGUUAAGGUCGAAGUCACUUCCCGAGAGGUUGACAAAACAAUUAUCGUCGCGUAGACGUAAGACCUCCCGACGCAGCGCGGCCAAUUUGCCGAGGCGCCGCCGCCGAUAGAGCACCCCACUGCGUUGGAUCUCUUCGUUCGCCGCGUAGAGUGCGCACCCGUUUUUCAUCCACGGCGCCAAAAACUCAAAGAGGGCGUGAUCGCAGGCGGCCAUUAGCGCCGCCGGCGCGAGGUGGGAAGUCCGUACGCGCGCUCGGGUGCGCGGCCGGUCGGACGCCGCGGCGGGAGCUGAAUCCAUGAUGCAAUUUAGUAGGGUUAUUGGCCGAGGUCGAUUCGUAUAUUAGCGAACCGAUCGGAUUCUGGGCUAUCUCAAGCACAUCCACCGUGGCGGCCGCGGUGGCUCGCGAAACCGCCGGGCUCCCGCGCACAGCUGCGUAAAAUUGCGGGCUAGCGGCAUGUAACACACUAGCAAGGAAGGAGGACGGCCGCCGCGGACCAUACGAGCUUGUAGCGCGCUUAGCAGACGUGCAAAUUGCUCUACGGCUCGCCUUUUUUGUUGCUGAGGACCGCUGGCUGGUUUGUGCUAGCGCCGGCACCGCGCGCGCGCCUAAGAGGUCGACCCGCUGAGUCGCCGCCGCCGCGAUGGCGCGCCGCUACGACGCCAACGUCACAACCUUUAGUCCGGAGGGCCGCCUCCACCAGGUCGAGUACGCCGUGGAAGCUAUCAACAACGCCGGCACCGCCGUCGGUCUGUUGGCCACGGACGGCGUCGUCAUGGCGGGAGAAAAGCAAAAAGUAACUAAGUUGCUGGAACCCCCCAAGUCCUCCGAAAAAAUCUACAAGCUCGACGACCACGCCGCUACUGUAGUAGCCGGCCUGACCGCGGACGCAAAUAUACUCAUAAACGCGGCAAGAGUCGCAGCAGGACGCUACAAGUACCAGUACGGCGAGCCCAUGCCGGUAGAACAACUAGUAUCCAAAGUCUGCGACCACAAGCAGCUCUACACGCAGUACGGCGGCCAGCGGCCGUUUGGGGUCAAGUUUCUGUUCGCAGGGUACGACUCCCACCACGGCUACCAGCUCUACCUCAGCGACCCCUCCGGCAAUUACAGCGGAUGGCGCGCGACGUGCAUGGGCCAGAACGCCAAUAGUGGACAGGGCGUGCUGAAGGCCGAGUACGAGGAGACGAUGGACUCGGACGCGUGCGUGAAAUUAGCGCUGAAGGUCCUGAACAAGACCAUGGAGUCCUUGAGCGCGGAGAACAUCGAUUUAUUCGCACUGAAGCGGAAGGACGACGGGACUAUGAUUCAUGAAGUGUAUGCGAAUGAUGUGGUUGCUGCUUUAUUAGAGGAGGUCAAGGCCGAGCAGGAGGCGGCGGAUGCCGAGAAGGAGCGGCUCGCGUCCGGUGGGCCGGCGGCGAAGUAG